Naegleria gruberi is the source of this 9606-nucleotide messenger RNA. RefSeq lists its product as uncharacterized. The transcript has a single exon. The coding region runs from base 1 to 9606 and encodes 3201 amino acids. The record is from RefSeq and is a predicted model, not a curated record. NCBI's taxonomy places the organism in Eukaryota, Heterolobosea, Eutetramitea, Acrasida, Naegleriidae.
AUGACAAGGAAUUUGCGCUGGCCAGCCUUAAUGGCAAAGUUAGCGACCGUUUUAUUAUUAUUAUUAUUAAAUCUAGGACUAGUUUUUUCAUAUACAUGUAAUGGAAUAGACUCGAGUGAAAAAAGUAGGGUCUGUUCAGGACAUGGUUUUUGUACAUAUCAAGAUACUUGUCUUUGUUAUUCAGGAUUUGGUGGCAAGUUUUGUUCAUCAAAAGUAGAAGACCCAUUAGCAGAAUAUGUCUUUGUUAAUGGUCAAAAUUUUGUUCAUGUUGAUUCAACUUGUUCGCUAAAAGUGAGUGGAGCAAGUGUUUCGUCGAUAGGCUUAUUAUCUCCUCAUCAAUUCUUAACUGAAAACGGAGGUUCUUUCCACUAUGGAGACCAGCUCUCCACACAACUUUAUUCAUCAGCAAGGAAAACCUACUCUCAAUAUAUGGACACUCCAUGCGAUUUUACAUUUUCAUCAUCAGAUUCCAACUUGCCACUUUUACAAGUUGAGGGAGGCAAUAUUUAUUGCUUUGAGAAUGGAUGGUUUGCUGCACAAACAAACGAAGUGAAUCCACCAACCCUGGUGGUAAAGGGGAGUGAGGAGGUGGUUCUUAAGUUUCCAAAUAGUGAAGAAGGAAGACUCAUUAUUGACCAUUUGGAUGUCCAACUCUCAAGACAUGCUUCAAUUGAUAAUCUGGUUUUCGUCGCAAAAUCAAGUGAAAUAAGAGGUGGCGUAUUCAAGGGUAAACUCUUCACUGAUGAACUUUCCUCCAUCACCAGUACACAGAUUGACGGUAAGGUGUAUAUUGUUGGACAAGGUGGAAAUAUACUCUUGAAAGGUGUUUCAUUCACUCCACGACGAACAACAAGGAGAUACAACUCAAAAGAAAUCACUGCAUGCUCAAAAGAAACAACUUGUUCAAGUCAUGGAGAAUGUGAUGUCUCUGAUUCAUGUGUUUGUUACUCCAAUGCUGAUGAAGGUUAUUGGACGGGAGCUUCAUGUAAUACAUGUAAAAAUGGAUACUACGGAGAGAAAUGUGCCACAUCUGCUGCGGGUCCUGCUACAAUAACUGAUGACUUUAGAGGAAUUUCAUUCGUCUUUCAUUCCCCUUCAUCUUUUACUGGUUCUGAACUCUCAUGCUCCAAAGUUUUACAUCCAUCUGAUUUAUCUGGAGAUCUUUAUGGAACCAGUGCGAGUGUGAGAUGUUUUUACUUGGACAAGUCUACGUAUCGUUUUCUCAUCAAGUUUGGAUCAAUUGAUUUUUCUCUUCAAUCUGGGGUUAGUAAUUUGAGAAUUAAUGCCGGUGCUUUUGAUAAUUCCACAUCUUCUAAUACUAUAACAUAUUUGAGUUUUGUUAUUAAUCCACCAGCAGUUAUUGCAACACCAAUAGCAACAAUAAGACUUCCAGCAGUAGAUACCUUCAGUUCUUGUGAUACCAUUCUUGUUGACGGUUCUCAAAGUUAUUCGGUAGAUGGAAAGGCAUUAACCUACAACUGGGCAGUGGUGGAUUCAUCAUCUUUGAGUGUGGUAUCCACAUCAUUUGCUAAUAGCGCCUUUAUUACUUUGGAUUCCUCUCUCGCUGCCGGAAGUUACAAGAUGAGACUUCAAGUAAGAAGUGAAUACCUCAGUAAGGAUAGUAUCAUAGUUUACUCUAGUACUUUUGUGAAAUCAACAAAAGUAUUGCCAAUUUUAACAAUUGCAAAGGAUCAAUACACUCUGACUAAAUACUCAAAUCAAUUUCCAUUACUGAUUAACAAAUUUGUUGAGCACUCAUCCUGUAGGGCUAAUGGUGAUACAAUAGUGGUCGAAUGGUCUCAAUUGAGUGGACCAAGUGUUGCAUAUAAUGUAGAUUCAUAUAAUGAUCUUUUUAUUCCAAAAUUGACAACAUUUGGUAGUAAUACAUAUACAUUUAAAGUUUCCGCAUAUUAUGCUUUGGAUCAAAGCACAAAGACAUCAAGUAUCAUUACACUCAACACUCAAUCUCCUAAUUUAAUUUUGAACUUGAUGAAAUAUGAAGCUAAAUCAGAUUACACAACAGUUCAAGUUGACUAUUCUGAUCCAGAAUCAAUAUUCAACACACUCUCAUCAGAGACGUGGACCUGGACCUGUUUAGAUAAUACCUCUCCUCGUCUUCUCACCUUACUAAGUGCCAUUUCCAACACCAAAAAGACUUACUUUACAGUUUCCACUUCUUUAUUCGAUAUCAUUCCAAGAUCCGUUGAUAUUUCUCUCCAAAUUGUAAAGUCAGAUAUGAGAAGCAUAACCAAGGGCAUAACCAUUUAUUUUCAAACAAUUCCUCCAGUUGUAAACUUUGUUACAAUUGAACCAAAAUCGUCAGUAAUAGCUCCAGGAAAGAAUUUCGUCUCACAAAUAUUUGUGACAUCUUUCUCUGACAAGACAAAUUCAACAUGGAGUUUGAACGGCGUUACUUUAUACUCAGGAAUAAUUCAAUCAGGGUCAUCUCAAACUGUAAAGGUUGAUUCUUCUAAGUUAACAGAAGGUUCUUCUAAUGUUUUGCGAGUAGUGGUUAACGACGGAACAAUCAGUCAAUCCACCCAACUAACUUACAACUUCCAAGUGGGCAUCUCUCCAAAAGUGUGUAAUUGUGACAUUUCACCAACCAGUGGUAGUGCUAUGGAAUCACAAUUUCAGUUUUAUUGUUUGAAUUGUAAGAGCUCGAUCAAUAAUAUAGAUUUUAGGUUUGGUUAUAUAGAUGAUAGAGCCAAUUUAAAAGUUUCUCUCUACAAUAAGGGUAAUUUCUUUUCUACUAAAUUGCCAGGUCCAACACUUUCCAAUAAGGUAACCGUUUUCUUUGAUAUUAUUGAUGUUACCACUGAAUCAACAACGACAAUUUACAAGGACAUUACUGUAACUUUACCUGCAGUAGCUUCAAAUGUCACCCUUGUAUUAGAAAAGUCACAAGGUUUUAAUUCUUUAAGUGAUUCAUAUCUCACUUCUGGUGCUUUUGGAAAGAGUUUCUAUCAAUCAUCUGCAACUUCAAAAAUUGAUUCUGUUUUGCUCAACUCUGCUCUUAAUGGGCUCGAUUUACUCUCCACUGCAAAGGAGUGUACAAAUGGUAUACAAACAACAUCUGGAGCUUGUAAAUGCGCCGAUGGAUAUGUAGGAAACAAUUGUGAUGUUCAUGUGACCGAAUAUGAUAAUAUUCAAAUGGAUAAGUCAACGCUAUUGAGAAGCAUGCUCCAAGUUUUCAAUGGAACUAAUGUUGUAGUUGAUCAAGAUUAUGUCAUCAUGGUAUCUAUUGCCAUAGAUUCUCUCAUAACAAACUAUCCAUAUCUCAGUAACAUAACAAUUUCUCAAGCCUUAACAACUUUGGACAAAUUUAUGGAUGAUGCCUUAUUAGUUUCAGAUCUUGGAAUACCUAUUGAACUUUAUAAUCUCUUGAUCAAAUGUUUAAAUAAUGUAUAUCAUUAUAUUUAUGAUAGAAAUGGAGGAGGUUAUUCUAACGGUAUCAAGGUCUUUAGAAUUAUGAAGAAAUUCUCUCUUUUGAGAGCAAGAGAAAUCAAUGUAAAUUAUCCAGAAUAUGUCAGAGGGUCGUUCUACCAUUCAACUGUUGGAAAGAGUACUCUAUACAAUUAUCAAGCAACUCUUUUACAAGUUGAAUCAUCUACAUCCAUCUCUACUUCUCUCUUCUCACCUCAGACAACAAUUAUUACAAAGCCUUUCGCCCAUGCUUUAAUUGUUUCUGAUGAUAUCAUUGGUCUCAACAAGAAGUUGAACACCCCUCUCAAGACAAGCUUACCAUCUACUUACAAAUUAUCAAGUGCCGUUUCUCCAAUUGUCUCUCUUGCCAUUACUGAUAAUCCUGUCUCGUUUAAUGGGGAAGGUAUAGAAUAUAUCAUUCCAGUGAAUACCACCAACAUUGUUCAUGACCUAACUCAACAAUCAUUUUCAUAUGUAGUUCAAUCAAGAAUUUUCUACUGUGCUAAUUUUGAAGAUUCUGCAGCAAGCUUGGCAACUUUUUCCACAACAAAUUGCACUUACACCUCCUUGAAUUCUUCACUUGUUAAAUGUAAAUGUAAUCAUUUGACCAAUGUUUUCGUGAUGGAAACAACUACCGUCACCUAUGUUUCCUAUAUUAUCAUUAUUUGCGUUGCAGGUGGUAUCUUAUUGGUUUGUUGUGUUUUUACUAUUACAUUCAUUUGUGUGGCCGUAUGCUGCUGCUAUUACAAGAAGAAAUACCAACAAGAUGUAGUUGUCAAAAAGAAGGUAGUGUACGUUGGUAAGAGAAUGAAGGACGGGACAAUCAUGUUGGUGGCAAAAGCUGUCGACACUGAUAUUGAAAUGUUAGAGAAGAAUGGAGGUAAGAAAGUUGUAACCACCACAACCAAUACAACAACCAAUUCGUCUGAUAGCCAAUAUGCAAGCAAUCAAAAUAUGUUGGAAGGAGUGGCAAGACAAACAACCAGUGCUCAUGCCUAUAGGAAAGAGGGUGGUACCUUUGUCAGCACCGAGGAAAUGCAAAAUAGACAAAUGAUAACAGAGACUAAAGAAGGAGGACAUUCUGUUGUCAAUUACGAACAUAUGAGGUCAAUGGCUGAUAUUAAGGAUACAGGAAGCUAUCGUACUCUCACCAGUAGAAGUAACAGUGAAGAAGAAAAAAGAGAAUACAGUAGAGGUAGUAGCUUUAAAGGUAGUCAUUAUUCCUCUUCUCACGGAAGUAGGCAAGCUAUUAAUUAUGCUCGUGAGCAACAUGAACAUGUACCAUUUAUGAAAUCCCACUCUGAAACUAACAGAGGGUAUGAAUAUCACCAAACAGUUGAUGAGAUGAAUCAAGAGUCAACAACAUUGGAUGACUAUCAUAAUGAAGAUUUCAAUGAGUACUCAAGAACUGUUUCAAACAGUAAUGCCCAAUAUUACACAAACAAGAUUAAUACGUAUGGUUCAAGAAACCAAAGCAGCAAAUCUUCAAGAACUGAAUCGCCAUUCUCUUCUAAAGGAAGCCGUGAAAAGCAUGAACUUGUUGCUGUUUCUGCUGCUCAAAAUAGAACCAAUUCGAAUGCUGGCUAUUCUAAUAACUAUAGUACCUAUGAAACAACAAGAACUUACACUGAUGAAAAUGGACAAACGAGAACUGAAACCAUAAGAGGGGUCAAUGACAAUGGUAAAGUCAAUGUGGAAAAGGUGUUUUCUCAAAAUGGUCACUCUGAGGUUGUUUCAGGUAAUGGUUAUGAUGUUUAUCCAAAUGCUAUGAACAAUGAUAGAGGUGUUACUAAUGCUUCCAGAAAUCUUCAUACCGGGGAAUAUUCUUCUCAGGAACAUCAUGGUGAUGUCAGAGCCAUCAAGACUGGAUAUAGUACAAGUUAUAGUACUUAUGAAUCAUCUAAUAAUAAUGGUCAGAUUUUAACUCAAGAACAUCUUGGCGAUGCCAGAUUAAAGACUGGUGGAUUCUACACAAACUAUAGUACUUAUGAAUCUUCAAAUACUGUUAGUGACAAUAAUGGAACAAGAACAGAAAUUAUUAAGGGAGUGAACGAUAAUGGAAAAGUUAAUAUUGAAAAGAGUGUUUAUGAAAAUGACAAGAAGGCUGGUGUUGUAAAGCAAGAAUAUGUCGAACCAUCCUUUAUGAUUGAAGAAGAACAAGCAGUUAGUAAUCAUGCAAAGAACACUGCACCAAUUGCUCAAGAAGAGUUUAACAGCACUUUCAUUACAAAACAAAGCACUAGUGAUGAUUACUUUGCUCCUCCAUUCUUGACUGAAUUAUCCGAAAAGGAGAAGGAAUCCAAAUGUUCAUCCAGAAGAUCAUAUGCUUCUGCAAGAAGAAGCACUGGCAGGAGUAGAGUAACUUCUAGCUAUGGAGAGACUCAACAUUAUGACCAAGAGGCAUUGCUCCACGUAGAGGAAAAGGCUGUAGAAGAAACACCACAAGAAACAAUAGUAGAAGAGAAAAUUGUUAGACAAAGAAAUGAAUUCUCUCCUUCACCAAGAGAUACUGUCGAACACGUUUCCUAUGAGGUUGAAGAAAAGAUUGAUGAACCAGUUUAUCUUCCAAAGGUUGUUAGCCCAAAGCCAAGAGAGACUGCAAUUCAUCAUGUGCCAAAACGUGUCGAAGAAAAGCUAAUAGAUGAACCAAGACAUGUUCCAAAGGUAGUUAGCCCUCCAAAACCAAGUAAGCCAUUGAUUAAGCAAAAAUCUCAAUACAUCGAAGAAAAUGAAGUUGAAGAACAUAUUGAAGAACCAAGAUUUAUCAGAAAAGAUUCUGCUAAAUAUGUUGUAGAAAAAGAACAAGAAGCUGUCGAGGAGAGCGUUGAAGAUCAACUUUUUGCAACAGAAGAUUAUGAUGAAGAAAAGAUCGUCACAUCAAAGAAUAGCUAUGAACCAAAACAAGAAAUACACCAAACUAUGCACACCUCAUCUAAAAACAUUCUGUCUCUUCCAGAACACUUUACUGAAGAUAAGCUUAAUGGUUCCAGAACAAGGAGUUCAAGUUACAGCUCAUUCGAGUCUUCUAAAACUGUUAGUGAUAAUAAUGGAACAAGAACUGAAGUUGUAAAGGAAGUUAAUGACAAUGGUAAUAUUAAUAGGAGAUCUUCCUAUGACGAAAGAAUUCAUUCUGAAGAGAAACACAGUCAAAUUGUUGAAGAAGAAAAGAUUGUAAAGCAACAACCAAAGUUCAUCCCACAACAAGAAACAAUUGUUGAAAAGGUUGUUAAACAAGAACCUUCUUAUGUGGUUGAAGAAAAGGUUGUCAAACAAAAACCACAAUUCAUUCCACCAAAACCAAAGAAACCUAUUAAGGUCCAAUCAAAGAAUAACCAACAGGAAGAAAAUUAUGUGGUGGAAAAGAAAGCCAAGAAGAAUGAUUCAGAAUCUUCCAACUACAGCACUUAUGAAACAAAGCGUACAGUUACAGAUGAAAAUGGAACAAGAACAGAAAUAGUUAAGGGUGUGAAUAAUAAUGGAAAGGUUAAUGUUGAAAAGAGUACAUUGGUGAAUGGAAAAAGAACUAAUGUUGAACGUUCUGAAGAUUAUGACGAGAGUUACAACAACCAAGAAGCAGUUGUCAAUAAUCGUUCAAAGAAUAAUCAAUUCUCUGAACAUAACAUUAUAAAGAAGGAAACAAGGAGAACUAUCACUGAUGAGCGAGGUACUAGAACUGAAAUCACAAUUGAAAUUAAUGAUAAUGGCAAAAUUACAACUGAAACAAAGACACACUACCACAACAAGAAUGAACAAGCUAAGAAUAAUAAUAAUGGAAAAAUCAAUUUUUAUGAACGUAAAUCAAAAAAUAACCUCCUUCAACAACAAAAAGAUGUUAAUCAAGAAAGAAUGCAAGCAAAUGAAAGAAUUGUAAAGGCAGUAAACAAUAGAGCAAGAAAUGGUUCACCACCUGGGAAGAUUGUUAAAAGACAAGAAGCUAAACCAGUUAAAAUGGCAAACCCAAGUAGAAGUAUUUCAGCUCCUGAAACUAAGAAGACUAAAUCUGAACCUCAAUUAAUUAAGAAGCCAUCCCCAAAGACAGAAGAAAGUAAACACGUUUUGCAAAAGGUUGCUUCUAAUUCUAAGAAUGAAGUUAAGAGUAGGAUUGAAGCCAAGAGUAAGACCGAAGCCAAGAAGAAGACCGAAGCUAAAAAGGUUAAGAGAACACCUCCAGAAAAUGCAAACCAAAAUAGAAAGUCCGUUGAAUCAACUGAAACUAAGUCUGAAACCAAGACUGUUGUUAAUAAGAGCUCUAAUGAUAGAAAUAUUGAUAUAACAAAGGGUGCUAAUACCACUGCUGUCAAGUUGGAAACUAAAACUGUUGAAACAGAACAAGUUGUCAAUAAUAAGAGUGGACAAAACAACAAUUACAGUUCCUAUGAAACAGUCAAGACAACUGUUACAGAUAAUAAUGGCUCCAGAUCUGAAAUUGUUAAAACUGUUAAUGAUAAUGGACGUGUCAAUAUUGAAAAGUCUGUUAUCCAUAACCAAUCUUCAAUGACUGACAUGAAUGAUCAACAUGAAGGAUACUACGAAAAAGUUGUUCAUAACAAUUCAUCGAACUAUGUUAACACUGACCAAGCAGCAAGAGUUACUGAAGUUGUUAAUAGAUCUUCAGUUCCUCCUCCACAAACAAACUCGCAACCAGUCAUUCAUCAACCAAUUGUUCCUGUAAUUCCAAAGCCAAUUAUGACACAGCAAGUCGUUUCUCAACCAAUCCCUCAACCAAUUCCUGAAAGAGUUGUCAAUGAUUCUUAUAUUAAUGAAGAAUAUGUUGAAAAUAGAGAUGCGUACAGAAUGCAAGAAAAAUACAUGCAUGAACAAUCUCAACUUUCCAGCUAUAAUAAUCAAACAGAUUCUUCAUACGUAGUUGAUAACAAUAAGAAGAACGACAUUGUCUAUUACAAUGAGAGAUCAAUUGUCCAAGAUAGAAAUAACAUAGUUACAGGACAAGCCAAUCUUAACCUUAGAGUUGAAUCAGUUAAUGCUAUGAAUGAAAACAGAAUGAAGAAUUCCUCUACAGAAAUUGACCAUUCUAACUAUGGUAAAUCAACAACAGGAACCUAUGAAACAACUUACAAGACCUAUUAUAAGAAUGAUGGUACUCAAGAACAACCUCUCCCAAUCAGUUCAGGUCCUGUUUGGAGAGUUGACGGCGAUUUUGUUGGUAUUAGUAAUAAUAAUAAGGCCACUGUUGUUGAAAGUAGAGUUGUUGAAAAUAGACAAAGAAAUGAAUUUGCUCAAUCCAAUAAUAACUCUUAUGAAACUCCUCCAAGAGUUGUUCCAGUUAAUGAUUAUAUCAGUCCUCCAAGAUUUGACCCUCCAGUAUAUGAACAACCACAAAAACCGGAAAUUGUUCGACCAGUUUCAAUUGUUGUUGAAAAUCAAAAACCAAAAGUUGCAAGCACAUAUGUUGCCAGAAAUGAAGUUGCUGAAAAUAGAUUGAAGAAUGUGAGUUCUGAAAUUGAUUAUUCAGGCUAUGGAAAAGCCUCAACAGUUGGUAUUUAUGAAACAACUUAUAAGACUUACUUUAAUGAUGGAUCUCAAGAACCUGUUGUUAGACCUGAUCUUCCAAACACAUUGAAUAUUGGUAUGAAUAAUAAGAUUUCAAGUACUCAAAUGCAAAGCAGUUCAUACCAAUCCAAUAGUCAAGCCAAUAAUAACUUGCGCGUAAACAACUCUUACGUUGAAACUAGAAAUAAUGCCUAUUCAGAAUCAAGAAAUAAUGGUUAUUCAGAGGCAAGAAACAAUGCUUCAUAUAUUGAUUCAAGAACAAAUUACGUUAGUAAUCCAUAUCCGGGUGAUAAUCAAGCAACAUUUAAAAAUUAUCCUCCAACUGUUGAACCUGCAAAUAAUAGAGCUUAUCCAAGAGGUGAAAUUAAACCAAAACCAGAGAGAUUCCCUGUUGGUCAACUUCCAAGAGAACCUUAUGUUAACAAUGGUCAAAUUUCUGAUGAUCCAAUGCUUCACCAUGCAAAUAUUGUUAAGCAUAAGGAUGGAGGAUAUUAUAUUAAGGUUCAAAUUAAAGAAGAUCCAAAGGAAGGCAAGAAGAGCGUAUUUGUAGUCCCAACCGAACAAGAAUCAAAGCGUAGAGUUAAUCCAAUUCCACUCCAAAUGGUAGAUAUUUACUCUAUCAAUGAAAAUCAAGCUCGUCAAGUCAAUCUUAAUCAAGAACAACAAUAA